Molecule: messenger RNA, 1444 nt
Organism: Syngnathoides biaculeatus (alligator pipefish)
Lineage: Eukaryota; Metazoa; Chordata; Actinopteri; Syngnathiformes; Syngnathidae
Gene: spring1
Product: SREBF pathway regulator in golgi 1
Exons: 5
Coding region: 327-1052 (241 amino acids)
Biological process (GO): positive regulation of SREBP signaling pathway
Source: RefSeq, a predicted model, not a curated record
UAUUGUGUGAUUAGGUUGUUUUGCUAACGCCGGUGAAUGAACACGACCGCUACGCAUUUCGUGAAGAAUAACUACGCGUUUGCUGUGUUCUGCAUUCGAUUUUUUUUCACAACUUGUUAUAUUUUUCUAGAUAUGAGUCCUGGUGUCCUUAUGACCGGGGUACUUACGAAUGCUUCUCAUGGACAAGCUAUCAAGCUAACAAAUCAGGCCACCAACUCAACGUUGACUGUUGCUUUUGUCACAGAUUCAGUUACUUUGUAUUGCAAAAUGGGAUAAUUGUAGAUAAUGCAGAUCGUUCUGUCUUUGUAAAUCUAUCGCCGUUGUCUAUGUGUGUGGGUUUUUUUUUUUUUCUUUUUCGGGAGUUUGCUAGCUUUUGCACACACCUGUCUACAUCCAAGCGUGCAGACUUGAACAACAGGAAAUUGGAUGUUUGUUUACCGACUCUUAUAAUGAUGGUGCUCCGGCGGCUCCUGAGGAAGCGAUGGGUGCUGGGAGUCGUCUUUGGACUGUCGCUCAUCUACUUCCUCACCAGCACGCUGAAACAGGAAGAACGGACCAUACGGGACCGCAGUCUGCUGGAGGUGAGGGACUUGGAGCGUCGCAUCCCGUGGAAGGUCCGCUUCAACCUGGGCAACAGCAGCCGGCAAAUGGGCCACUGCCGUAAUUCCAUCCAGGGGAAGAUGCUGCUCACCGAUGAGCUGGGAUUCGUGUGCGAGCGCAAAGACAUGCUGGUGAAUGGCUGCUGCAACAUCAACGCUCCCCGCACGAGGCAGCACGUCUGCAAAAGCUGCCUAGCCAACGGCUGUUGCAGUGUUUACGAAUACUGCGUGUCCUGUUGCCUCCGCCCAGAUAAGCGAGCUCUUCUGGAACGCUUCCUGAACCGUGCCGCGGGAGGCUUCCAGAAUUUGUUCACCGCCGUGGAGGACCUCUUUGAACUGUGCCUGUCCAAGUGUCGCACCUCCUCACAAAGCGUUCAGCACGAGAACACGUACCGGAACCCUCAAGCCAAGUACUGCUAUGGGGAGAGUCCUCCAGAGCUCCUUCCCAUCUAAUCGGUGUUCUGGAAUUACAGCAAAGACUUUUGCUGCCUUUUUUUUUUUUUUUUAACCCUCGAAGCACACAGGGAACAAUUUCCUGAGUUACACUUCAUAAGUGAAUCUAUGCCAUUUCUCUCCAGUCAUCCGUGAUGAUCAUCAGCUCGUCGGCAGUCCCUGUUUCAUCAGGACGAGACCAAUAAAAUAACUGUUACCACAUGGCAGGCAGGUUAUGUUUUGAUCGAUGUUGGUUUGUUGUUGUGGAGUGGUAUUAAUGUGUAUUAAGGGUCACAAUAAAGGAAGGACAAUAAUUAUACACGAGGAUAGUAUAUAUAUAUAUAUUUUUUUUUGUGAAACAGUUUUAGGGAAAAGUCUAAAGAUUAACAAAUCCAGUUUGGGUGUCUUUUUAA